This is a messenger RNA of Lolium perenne, 1215 nucleotides long. Its product is annotated as protein FAR-RED IMPAIRED RESPONSE 1-like. The record is from RefSeq and is a predicted model, not a curated record. Gene Ontology annotation, molecular function: zinc ion binding. Lineage: Eukaryota; Viridiplantae; Streptophyta; Magnoliopsida; Poales; Poaceae. Gene Ontology annotation, biological process: regulation of DNA-templated transcription.
AUGAAGAAAGGUAAUGAGAAACUUGGUUCUUUCAUAGGAAGGCUUCUAGGUUUGGCUGAGGAAUUCAAAUCAUGUGUUGAUCAGAGUUGGACUGUAGAAGAGUUUGAAGCCCGUUGGCAAGAAAUGGUUCUGAAGUGGGAAUUGUCAGAGAAUGAAACAUUUGCUUGGUUAAAGAAAAAUGCCCACACGUGGGUUCCAUGUUACUUCAAGGAUCGCUUCUUCCCCUUCUUGCAGUCAACUCAGAGAAGUGAGGGGUUCAACGAUGUGCUGAAGCGGUAUAUUCAUCCUCACAACUCAAUUAAGCAUUUUGUGCAGCAAUACGAGAAAAUUCAGUGGAAAAUUUUAGGCGUUGAGGAGAACAAUGACUACAAGACAGAACAUCUUGAGCUAGUACCACAAACCACUUUCCCGAUUGAGAAGCAUAUGCUUUCAGUUUAUACAAGGGAUAUCUACCACAGAUUCAAAGUCAAGUUUGAACUCAUUGGUAGGUACAAUGUGCAGGUUCUGGCCACAAACAUGUACUACUUGGUUCCUAACAAUGAGAGGUGCUAUCCAUACGGGGAAAGAAGCUACAUGGUAAAUGCAAGUGGUGAAAACAACUACAACUGUGAUUGCUGCAAGUUUCAACGCGACGGGUUGCUUUGUUGUCACGUGUUAAAGGUGUUCACACACAUAGGCAUUGAUAGGAUACCAGAGAGGUACAUCACCAGGAGGUGGACUCAACUUGCAGUUCAAAGUGUCACAUUGCCUACUGGUCCUGUGUUGGAUGAGUUGAUGCCGGAACAGUCGCGACAAAAGUUGCGUUUUGCAAAUUUAUGUUCAUCAUUUGUGCAAGUUGCUAAACUGGGCAGUGAAACUGCACAAGCAUCAGCUAUUGCUCGCAGACACAUUAGGGAGAUGAAGGCUGAGUUUGUGCAAUUGAAGAAAGUACGAAGGAAAAAGGCUAAAAGCAAUACAUCUACAAACGCAACACAGCCAACCAUACCUACUUUUGCGCAGCAGCAUACAUCAGAUCCUAAUGCCCCGCAACGUACACCUAGAGCUAAUGCACAUCAGCAUACAGUUGGUCGUAAUGCCCCGCAACCUACACCUAGAGCUAAUGCACAUCAGCAAACAGCAGGUCCUAGUGCACCGCAACCUACACCUAGAGCUAAUGCACAUCAGCAAACAGCAGGUCCUAGUGCAUCGCAACCUACAUCAAGUUCUAAUGCAUAG